AUGGAGGCACGAAACACCAAUUCAUACUUGGCUACGAGACCUGCGGUCUUGGGGCUUGCCAAGAUCCUCGUCCUCUCUCUUUCCCAGCUCCCAAUAGUGCGAGCUGCACCAAUACACGCUUCCUACCUGUUCUUUGCGGCGGAGGAGGAAGAGGGAAAAGACCCGGAGGACCCUACUUUAUGGAUAUACCUGAGUGUCGCGGCAGCUUUAGUCCUGCUUGGAGGAGCAUUUGCCGGCUUGACUAUUGCUCUUAUGGGACAGGAUGAGAUCUAUCUGCGAGUUAUCCGAGAUUCAGGAGAAGGAGCCGAGAAGAAACAUGCCGCCAAAGUGCUGAAUCUCUUGCGGAAAGGGAAGCACUGGGUGCUUGUAACAUUACUCCUGAGUAAUGUCAUCACGAAUGAAACGCUACCUAUAGUACUCGAUCGUUCGCUGGGCGGUGGAUGGCCGGCUGUCUUAGGAUCGACCGUUCUUAUCGUCAUUUUCGGUGAAAUUGUCCCCCAGUCUGUGUGCGUUCGAUACGGAUUACCGAUCGGUUCAUGGAUGGCUCCGUUUGUUACCGCCCUCAUGUACAUCCUCGCUCCGGUCGCAUGGCCAACGGCGAAGCUACUAGACUAUUUGCUGGGAGAAGAUCAUGGGACAGUGUACAAAAAGACAGGCUUAAAGACUUUGGUCUCCUUACACCGCAGUUUGGGAGAGCCCGGACAACAGCUCAAUGCGGAUGAAGUCACGAUCAUCAGUGCCGUGCUCGAUCUAAAGGAGAAGUCUGUUGGAAGCAUCAUGACUCCAAUGGAAGAUGUCUUCACUUUGUCUCUCGAUGAUGUCCUGGACGAGCCUACGAUGGACGACAUUCUGUCCCGCGGAUACUCACGAAUCCCUAUUCACCAUCCAGACAACGACUCGAACUUCAUCGGGAUGCUGUUGGUCAAGAUGCUGAUCACAUACGAUCCUGAAGACGCAAAACCUGUUCGAGACUUUGCAUUGGCGACUUUGCCGGAGACGAGGCCAGACACAAGCUGCUUAGAUAUCGUGAAUUUCUUCCAGGAAGGGAAAUCGCACAUGGUUCUUGUGUCCGAAUAUCCUGGUGACGACCAUGGCGCACUUGGUGUGGUCACACUGGAGGAUGUGAUUGAAGAGUUGAUUGGAGAAGAAAUUGUUGACGAGUCUGAUGUCUUCAUUGACGUACACAAAGCCAUCCGGCGAGCAAUGCCUGCACCUACGCGACGCAUUCCAAGAGCCUACUUAGUAGCUGAACAACACCCAUCGACCGGUACCACGACCGAUUUGGUGGAUAUUGGUGAAGGCGAACCCCUGGAAAACGGCGAACUACAAAAGACAAAGACUGGUGAUAAUCCGCAAGUGGCAAAGAUCUUGAGUAAUGCUCGUCGUCGAUCCAGUGCGGGAAAUAGCUUGCCUGGUGAGACAAAGCCUGGUCAAAGAUUGAUCCGGGCAGGCACGGACGAGGCCCUCAGGGAACAGCUGAAACAUCUUGGUCAUCUUGGACCCUCAAAUCUCGCAAGCAGGCCUAGGUCAACGAAGUACACCACGGUGAAGAUCAAACCCGGCACAGAAACCAUGGUCAAAAAUGACGUUCCUGACGGUCGACAAUCAAUCUCUCGGCGAGUUUCGGAGUCUGCCUCGGAUUACCAUGGAGGGAUCGGCGAGGGCAUCGUAAAGUCGGGAGGCAAAGAUGCUAGCGACGGAGUACAGGCUCUGAAGCAGGGCUAUGGAACCAUUUCCGAAUCACCUAAUGGCCGGCCACCCAGUCGCACAAAGGGUGUCCAAGCUAAUCUCCCACCCAGCCCAACUCUCUCAAGGCGGGCUGAUGGUGCUGCGGACCAUGACCAUGAUCGGUCAGAGUCUCGCCCAGUAGCGACAAAAUCUGCCAGCCACAGCACAAUAGGUAGCCUACCUGGAUCGAGGUCUCAAUCGAGAAGUCCCAUCUACCGGUCCAAAGGACCUGCUCGAAGUGGUAGCAUCACGGAAAAUAUCAUCGACGCUAACGGCUUCCGCAAAGUCGUCCUCGAGACAACAUCCAGCGAGUCGAAUGAGGAGGAAGACCACAAUGGGACGAACAACGGUCACCCGUCAGCUGGCCAAGAGGAAGGUUCGAGUGUGAACCCUCGAGGUGGAAACCCCGCUAGUGGACAUGGCGAGGCAGCGAAAAAGAAAAAAAAGAAGAAACGCAAAAACAAGCAUGCAAAGGGAGAACGCGAACCACUGUUGGGGGACAAACAAAGCUAG
This is a messenger RNA of Exophiala spinifera, 2241 nucleotides long. RefSeq lists its product as uncharacterized. NCBI's taxonomy places the organism in Eukaryota, Fungi, Ascomycota, Eurotiomycetes, Chaetothyriales, Herpotrichiellaceae. The transcript has 3 exons. The coding region runs from base 1 to 2241 and encodes 746 amino acids. Gene Ontology annotation, biological process: magnesium ion homeostasis. Gene Ontology annotation, cellular component: intracellular membrane-bounded organelle. The record is from RefSeq and is a predicted model, not a curated record.